CCCAACAGAAGUCCCAAAAACAUGGAGCGAAGAAGGGGCCGAGCUUGCCAAGAGAUAGGCCUGAGCGGCGAAGGAAUGAUCUUGUUCCGUGCAAGAAGCGCCUGGAAAUUUCUGAAAUCCUGAACUUGGGUCUUCUGCGAAUCGGCCCCGGUUGGUGAUUCUUCUCUCCCUCUUUCAAGUUUCGGGUUCCAUUCUUCCCCUCCUGCCCGAAAGACGCACGACCCACCCUCAUUUUCUCUUUGAUUCAUUGACGAUUGCAUCCCUUUGAUCCCGUUAAGUUUCGUUUCCCCCGGCAAUUCUCUCUGGGUACCGCCAUCGCUUUCUGCUGCCACUGUCCUUACCAACCUCCACGAACGACUGUUGCUACUCUGUUUUCACGACAGUCAUUGUUAUCGUACCAUCUUUGCUCUUGUGAUGAAUUCAAAGCCACGAAAGAUGGCAUCAGCUUGUUCUACGUAAGAUGCAGCUGCAAGCCCAGCAGCAAAAACUGCUCGGUUCUACGACAGGAGAAGCGGGGUGUGAUGCUUCUGUGAGUGAUUCACUCGACCGGUUGCGUUGAAAUUCGGGGGAUAUAAUUUGGUCCACGGGGGUUGGAUUAUGGCUCUUUUGAAAUUUCCGGUGAUGCAGUGGGAAAAGUCUGUUGUCUUUGGACCCAAUUCGAAACCUUUUAUGCUCCCACCAAGAAUAGAAACAAGGUUCCUCGUGAAGCCACUGGUGAUCCAAGCUAAGGCAAAUAGCCGAAUUGAAAGUCCGAAGAUCCGAAACAGGAGAAUGCGAACGAAGUAUACCGGCACCCCUACAAGACCAAGGCUUUCAGUAUUCUGUUCAGAUAAGCAGUUAUAUGCCAUGCUGGUAGAUGACCAAAACAAAAAAUGUUUGUUUUAUGGAAGCACUCUUCAGAAGUCCAUUCGGGAUAAUCCCUCGUGCACAACCAUUGAAGUGGCUCGACGUGUUGGUGAAGAGCUUAUCAAGUUUUGUGUCGACUUGGACAUUAAUGAGAUAUCAACAUAUGAUCGCAAUGGUUUAGCUCGUGGGGAGAGGAUGCAAGCCUUUGAAAUUGCAAUUGCUCGUCAUGGUUUCUUGCCUCGCUAAAUUUGCCUUGGUCCAUAAUGCUUCCUGUAAGUCCCAGUUACUUUGUCCCAGGGUAAUUUGCUUGGUGGGGCACAUUAUUAUGCUCAUCUUGACUCUUCUUUAGUGCAUCUACAUUGACAAGGCAAAA
Syzygium oleosum is the source of this 1219-nucleotide messenger RNA. RefSeq lists its product as uncharacterized. Bases 598 to 1092 code for a protein of 164 amino acids. Lineage: Eukaryota; Viridiplantae; Streptophyta; Magnoliopsida; Myrtales; Myrtaceae. The transcript has 5 exons. Gene Ontology annotation, molecular function: structural constituent of ribosome; 5S rRNA binding. Gene Ontology annotation, biological process: translation. Gene Ontology annotation, cellular component: ribosome. The record is from RefSeq and is a predicted model, not a curated record.